UGGAGGGUGUGAACGUCCCAGCCCUACCGACCUGACGGGCUCGUCCCUGCAUCAGACACACAGCCGGGGACUCGCUCCAUCACACUCCACCACCACCAGAAGAAGAAGAAGAAGAAGAAGAAGGAGAUGCCUGUCCAGUCCACUCUGUCCGGCUCCGUCAAGGCCAUCGACACUCAGUCGGACGGGAAGUCGUUCGAGCAGCUGAGGCAGGAGUGUCUGCAGAAGGGCGUCCUGUUCGAGGACCCAGACUUCCCCGCCACCGACUCCUCGCUCUUCUUCAGCCAGAGCGUUCCCGUGCAGAUCCAAUGGAAGAGGCCGACGGAGCUCUGUGAAAACCCUCAGUUCAUCGUCGGCGGUGCAGACAGGACGGACAUCUGCCAGGGACAGCUCGGGGACUGUUGGCUCCUGGCGGCCAUCGCGUCCCUGACCCUCAAGAAAGACGCGCUGGCCCGAGUCGUCCCCCAGGACCAGAGCUUUGACCACAGAUACGCCGGCAUCUUUCACUUCCAGUUCUGGCAGCACAACAGAUGGCUGGACGUGGUGGUGGACGACCGGCUGCCGUCGGUGAGGAAUAAGCUCAUCAUGCUUCACUCUGCCUCCAAUGACGAGUUCUGGAGCGCCCUCCUGGAGAAAGCCUACGCCAAGAUGCACGGCAGCUACGAGUCCCUGAAGGGCGGCAGCACGAUGGAGGCCAUGGAGGAUUUCACCGGCGGUGUCGGGGAAAUGUACGAAACCAAGAACGCUCCGACAGACCUGUUCUCCAUCAUGAAGAAGGCCCUGGACAGAGGCUCCAUGAUGGGAUGCUCUAUUGAUAUCACCAGCUCUGCAGAGUCAGAGGCCAAGACGAGCACUGGCCUGGUGAAGGGACAUGCGUACUCCAUCACAGGCCUGGAGGAGGUGAAUUACAGAGGUCAGAAAGUCCAGCUGAUCCGGAUCAGAAACCCCUGGGGUCAGGUCGAGUGGAACGGUCCCUGGAGCGACAAUGCCAGAGAGUGGAACUAUGUUGACGCAGCAGAAAAAACUCGCAUCCUGCAGAAUUCAACAGAUGACGGUGAAUUCUGGAUGGAGUUCGAGGACUUCAAAAGGAACUACGACAAGGUGGAGAUCUGCAACAUGACUCCCGACUCCCUGACCGACGACACAAAGCGCCAGUGGGAGGUCAGCAUGUUCGAGGGAAACUGGAUUCGUGGCUCCACUGCUGGAGGCUGCAGGAACUUCAUUGACACUUUUUGGACGAACCCGCAGUUCAAGCUGCAGCUGGAGGACGCUGACGACGACGACGACGUGUGCAGCGUGGUGAUCGCUCUGAUGCAGAAGAACAGGCGAAAGCUGAGGAAGGAAGGCCUGGACCUGGAGACCAUCGGCUUCGCGGUGUACGAGGCUCCAGACGACGAAGACCAACAGGGGAAGGAUUUCUUCCGCUACCACGCGUCCAAGGCUCGUAGCAGGACCUACAUCAACAUGCGGGAGGUGUCCGAGCGUUUCACACUGCCUCCUGGGAAAUACCUGCUGGUGCCCACCACCUUCCAGCCCCACCACGAGGCCGACUUCCUCAUCAGGAUCUUCUCAGAGAAAAGGGCUGGAGCUCUGGAGAUGGGGAGCAACGUUGAUGCUGACCUGCCAGAUCCGGCCCCGCCAAGCCCUCCAGAGGAGGAAACAGACGAGGAGAAAGGCCUGAGGAGGCUGUUUGAUCAGCUGGCCGGUUCGGACAAAGCCAUCUCUGUCAGGGAGCUUCAGCAGAUGCUCAACGGCGUUCUCAGCAGACGAAAAGAGAUCAAAUUUGACGGCCUGAGUCUCAGCACCUGCCACAGUAUCAUCAACCUGAUGGACGUGGACAACACAGGGAUGUUGGAGUUCCAGGAGUUUAAGGUCUUCUGGGAGAAGAUGAAGAAGUGGAUUAUGCUCUUCCUGUCGUUUGACACCGACCGCUCGGGGAAGAUGUCGUCCUACGAGCUCCGCAUCGCUCUGAAGGCUGCAGGCAUGCAGCUGAACAACAAGCUCCUGCAGCUGAUUGGCUUGAGGUUUGCUGACGACAGCUACGACAUCGACUUCGACGACUACCUCACCUGCAUCGUCCGUCUGGAGAACAUGUUCAGAGCUUUCCAGGCCAUGGACAAAUUCAAGAGGGGGCGGGUGAAAAUGAACAUCAUGCAGUUCCUGAUGCUGUCGAUGAACGUCUGAGGGGAAGCUGAGAGCAAACUGAAGCCACUGAAGAACAAAACACAGCCGACAGAUUUUUAAAUUAAAAGCAGUGUGUUGAAUAUUCAGAGCCGUAAUGAUACAAGCACAUUUUCUUUUUUGUGAUUCUCUGCCCGUUUUAAAUAUGGUGCUGUCUGAGGGGGGGUCGAGGGACAGGGGAGAUUAAACUGAUUUAUGCUUUUGGACAAAA
Molecule: messenger RNA, 2389 nt
Organism: Lates calcarifer (barramundi perch)
Lineage: Eukaryota; Metazoa; Chordata; Actinopteri; Centropomidae
Gene: capn9
Product: calpain 9
Exons: 20
Coding region: 127-2181 (684 amino acids)
Biological process (GO): proteolysis
Cellular component (GO): cytoplasm
Molecular function (GO): calcium ion binding; calcium-dependent cysteine-type endopeptidase activity
Source: RefSeq, a predicted model, not a curated record